UAGCCAAACAUUGCGAGGCUCGGGAGGGCGAGAGACGGUGGCUUUCCAGCGGCGGACGACGCGAACGAGCUGGCGCGGUGCUGCUCGGUCGAGGCGCCUGGGUUCGGGUCGGCUGGAGCCCGUUCCUGCUCGAACGCAGAGCAACUGGGAGAAACCCGUGGGCGGCGGAACGCGUCUUUUCUUGCCCGCUUUGAAGCGCCUGGAGAUCAGCGUUGUCUCAGUGAGACUUCCGCGGUUCUCGCGCCAGACGAGGUGUCUUGGAUUUUGUAAAAGAACAAAAAAGCGACCGCAGCCGUUUCUUCUUAUGCUGUCCCAGGCUCUUUGAGCCAUGCCUGGCCACAGCACAGGGGCUCCCCAGGCGCCUCGCCACCACCGGGCCGAGCCCUCCAGACCCGGAGCAAAGAACUACAGGCAGAGUCGGACUUUAUCCAAAGAGAGCUCGGCCAGUCAGGACUCCUACAAGGACCCCCAUGGGGAACACGGUGCUGUGCACCACGCCGAUCACCCCCGGUAUUCAGACAAGCACGGUCACAACCGCAGCCACCCGCGGAAUGGCACCGGAAGGGGCUCCGAGACCAUCGGGUUCAUCCCUGGCUCGGCCGACCGCGCGCCCAAUAACCGGCAAACCUGCGGCUCCUGCGCCUCCGUGGGCUGGAGCAGCUGCAAGGCUCUCAUCUGCUGCGUGCUGACGUGUGGAUUCUACGGCAGCCGGGAGCCCUGCCUGCCCGUGAACGAGAGCUCCACCGACCACCACCCCCCCAAAGGCCCCGGCGACCCCCGCCCCGCCAACGGCAUGGCCAUCACCAACCCCACCUGCGACGUCGCCGUGGAGACCGGCAAGUCGCACAAGGUCUCCAAGCUGCCCCCGAGCGACAGCUUCCGCUACCCCGACGUGCGCAUCGCCGGUCAGACCGUGCGGUAUCCGCCCGCCGCGCCCAAGCGGAGCCGCGCGCCCGGCAAGGGGGAGGCGCAGCGGCCGGUCAGCAACACCAGCCUGCUGUCCCGCGAGGACUAUGACCUGGACGACCUGAGCGACACGGGCACCGACAUCGACUCGCUCAUCACCAAGAAGCUGCUGGAGCUCUACGCCCUGCACCAGAUCGACCAGCUGGCCAAGUGCACGUCCGACUCGUCCUUCUCGCGCAAGACCAACGAGAUCAGCGAGCUCAUCUACAGCAUCGCCCACGACUACAACCUGGAGGAGCAGGAGGCCGAGUGCAAGCUGGUGCACGGGGUGAUCCGCAUCAGCACGCGCAAGGGCAAGAGGAAAGAGAGGGGCCUCCCGUCGGGGGGGCAGCGGCCCAACGGGAGGAGCAACGGGAUGCCGCCGGACAGCGGCAACGAGACCAUGAGCAACACCUUCAUCAGCGCCGACUUUCCCGAGGUGAAAGUGUCGGAGCAGACGCCCUCCGACGAGCUGGCGAGGAAGAUGAGACACUACAGCGGCAGAACGUACUCGUCCAGCACCAACACGGCCUACUCCCACCACCACGACACAGAAACGGACUCGUCGGGGGCCCCCCUGCUCCUCUGAUGGGAGCCCAGAGACGGGCCCCAGCCACUGAUACGGACACUGAUAUAUGUUUCAUCCCCCUGACCUCCAGGCUGUUACAGAGAGGAGCACCUUUGGAUGAUUGCACCUCUUUAGUCCCAAUGUUUGUGUCAUAAAAAGCCAUGGACGAGUAUCUGUACAGAAAUGACCCAUUGAGCAAACUCUUUUUUUUAUAUAUGCAAUGCAAGUUUUAAUGUAUUAAUGUGUCCUGUGUAAAGUUGUUUCCAGCGACACGUGUUUCCGUAACCGUCCUUCCUCUGUGGAUUCCCUUCACAUAUGUGCCUAUGAAUUCCUGCCUUUAGACUUCUUACAGGCAUGUUUUGACCUGAAAACUUUAUUGUUCAGCCAUUUUUCCACGCGCAUAUCUCUGCCGAUGUUACUUACUGGCUUGUUCAGCCACCGCAAUCACGUUUUUUGCCCCGCAGAUAAGCUGUCUUUUUAACAAAAUAAAAACUUUUAGUUUAUGCCUUCUUAUACGCGUAUUCAAUGAGGAAAUGUGUAUAUUUAUAUACGUUUCACAACAGGAGCUUUGUGUAAACCAACUACAGUAAACUCUUAUUAUUUGCUCUAA
Betta splendens (Siamese fighting fish) is the source of this 2123-nucleotide messenger RNA. It is a transcript of the gene kdf1a, whose product is annotated as keratinocyte differentiation factor 1a. The transcript is spliced from 4 exons. Lineage: Eukaryota; Metazoa; Chordata; Actinopteri; Anabantiformes; Osphronemidae. The record is from RefSeq and is a predicted model, not a curated record. Gene Ontology annotation, biological process: keratinocyte development; regulation of epidermal cell division. The coding region runs from base 329 to 1534 and encodes 401 amino acids. Gene Ontology annotation, cellular component: cell junction.